UGGGACAUUCGCACGCAAAUCCGCUGAUUUGACACAUUCUGUCGUUGCCAAAGUAAUCGAAUACAACCAAUUUGGGGGAGGAUACAAAAGAAGUUCCAAUUGGAAUUAGAUUUUAAGCAAAUAAGGAAGGGAUCCUACUAGUUAGAAAGCACAAAAAAGGAGCAGGAUGUGGUUUAAAUAUUUUCUGUUAAUUUCCGUCAUGGGAUUUGUGGUGGUGUCUCCGGCAACAACGCACAAACAUACCCAAGGCGGCAGCAAGGAACGCAUGGAGGAUGGCUCGUACAGUCCCCGGGAUGCUCACCACUUUGAAGGGGGAGUGCAUCAGAAUGAAUUUGAUCAUGAAGCCAUCAUUGGGAGUGUCAAGGAAGCCGAGGAGUUCGAUAGGCUCACCCCGGAGGAGUCGAAGAGGCGCCUGGGAAUCCUUGUGCAGAAAAUGGAUCUCAACUCCGAUGGUUUUGUGGAUAGGCACGAGCUCAAGGCGUGGAUCCUACGAUCCUUCAAGAUGCUCUCACAGGAGGAGGCCAAUGAUCGCUUCCAGGAUGUUGACGAGGACAAUGAUGGCCUUGUGACGUGGAAGGAGUACCUGAAGGAUACCUACGGCAUGGAAUCCGACAAUGAAGCUAUCCAAUCCCUUGAGCAGAUCAUCGAGGAGGAGUCAAAACUAAUUGAGGAAGACAAGGUGAUGUUCAAAGCAGCUGAUAAGGAUGGUGAUGGCUUCCUCACACCAGAUGAAUUUGUUGUCUUCCUAAGUCCGGAGGAGCAUCCAGAAAUGUUGCCUCUAAUCCUGGAACAAACACUGAGAGAGAAGGAUUUGAAUGGGGAUGGAAAGGUGGAUUUUAAGGAGUUCGUUGGGGACUCUGCAAAGCACCACGAUAAGGAAUGGUUGAUUUCUGAAAAGGAAAAAUUUGACAGUGAAUUCGAUAAGGAUGGUGAUGGUGUCCUCAAUGGAAAUGAAAUCCUCUCGUGGGUUGUUCCGAGCAAUGAAGACGUUGCUACGGAUGAAGUUCAACAUCUCUUUGCUUCCUCAGACGACGAUCACGAUGAUCGCCUAUCUUAUGAAGAAAUCAUCUCAAACUACGACACAUUUGUGGGCAGCGAAGCCACAGACUAUGGAGAUCAUCUGCAGAACAUUCAUCAUUUGAGCGAUGAACUGUAAUCUCCCCCGAAUAUCUCUUAACCAAGGAUACAGUCAUUUCUUCUUGCCAUAUAAUCUUUAAAAUCAAAUUACAAUAAAAUUUUCAUUUAGAGUCAUGCCUCAUUUUAAAAAUAUUUAUUGUGUUCUAAAUUAAUUACCAAUAUUAUGCCAUUGAUUAAGUUUACAAAAAAUACAUAAAAUAGUUUAUAUUCAUUUUAUUUUAGUAAAUUAUGUGAGUAAAAAGUAAAA
This is a messenger RNA of Lutzomyia longipalpis, 1384 nucleotides long. RefSeq names its product reticulocalbin-2. The record is from RefSeq and is a predicted model, not a curated record. Lineage: Eukaryota; Metazoa; Arthropoda; Insecta; Diptera; Psychodidae. The transcript has 2 exons. Gene Ontology annotation, cellular component: endoplasmic reticulum. Bases 167 to 1156 code for a protein of 329 amino acids. Gene Ontology annotation, molecular function: calcium ion binding.